Molecule: messenger RNA, 779 nt
Organism: Zingiber officinale
Lineage: Eukaryota; Viridiplantae; Streptophyta; Magnoliopsida; Zingiberales; Zingiberaceae
Product: protein GL2-INTERACTING REPRESSOR 1-like
Exons: 2
Coding region: 249-584 (111 amino acids)
Source: RefSeq, a predicted model, not a curated record
GGUGGAGAAAAUGAAGAUAAUUAAACAAGACAGAGUGAGAGAGACGGAAGCAAUUAACAGCUGCAAUAAAGAAGUAUCUGCUGUUGUAUUAAAAGAAAGUAAUUGACCUGGAAUACUUCUCCUCUAUAUAAUGAAGCAGAGUAGGAAUUGUGGUGGAGGACAAGUCCACCAUCCCUAGCUAGCUACUGGGAAUUUGGGAGUGGUUUUUUGAUUGUAAUUUUAAGUGGAGAUUUAGGCCUUGGUUGACCAUGAGCCGGAAUAACCACGGGAGGAAUCUAAUGAUGGAGCUGAAGUUAAACGUGGCGGCGACCCAGAGGAGGGCUAGAGCCGGGCCGUCGACGCGGGCGGAGGACGAAGAGGAGAUGCCAGUGUCGCCGCCGAGCUCGUGCGUGUCGGAGGAGGAGAGAGAAGAGGGGGAGAACAAGUCACCGGAGGCUGCCGCCCCCAUGAUGCUCGUCGGUUGCCCUCGCUGCCUCAUGUACGUCAUGCUUUCCGAGAAGGACCCAAAGUGCCCCAAGUGCAAAAGCACGGUGCUAGUCGAUUUCCACCGAGGCGGCGGCGGCGGCGGGUCGAGGAGGAGCUAAUUACCUCUGAGCAAAAAAAAUCAUGAUAGAGAGUAAUUGCAUAUUAAUAACAUAAAUAGUUAAUCUUAUUUUGAGAAAUUAAUCUCCCUUAAUAUUAUUUAUUGCCAACGAUUCAUGCAUUUGCCAUGACUUUUCACUAUUAUCGUUGUAAUUUUGUUGAAAUUUAGACUAAUGGAAAGUUAUGAGAAAAAAAUU